Drosophila bipectinata is the source of this 2599-nucleotide messenger RNA. RefSeq names its product bicoid (gene bcd). Gene Ontology annotation, molecular function: RNA polymerase II cis-regulatory region sequence-specific DNA binding; DNA-binding transcription factor activity, RNA polymerase II-specific. Lineage: Eukaryota; Metazoa; Arthropoda; Insecta; Diptera; Drosophilidae. The record is from RefSeq and is a predicted model, not a curated record. Gene Ontology annotation, biological process: regulation of transcription by RNA polymerase II. Gene Ontology annotation, cellular component: nucleus.
UCAGCCCUUCGAAUAACGGCACCAUGAAGAUGCACAGCAAGAGGAACGCAAAAUGUUGGCGAAAUAGGUUCGCGAACUCCUCCAACGUAACCGGUUACAAAAAGCAAGUUAAAACCAACUUAUCUGGCCCCUGGCUACUUCCCCCAGCGAGGCGCUGACUGAAAAGUGCUGAGAAAAAGCGGCGGGCGGAGCUUUACGGGGAAAAUGGCGCAACCGCCACCUGAUCAAAACUUUUACCAUCACCCGCUGCCGCACACACAUGCACACCCCCACUCGCACCCGCAUCCCCACUCGCAUCCACAUCCGCACCCUCAUUCGCAUCCGCACCAGCAUCCGCAACUACAGUUGCCGCCCCAAUUCCGGAAUCCCUUCGACUUGGUGAGUUCAUCCUUGGGUUUCAGCGGUGCGAGUGUAACCUAUGAUCCUCCGAAGCUAUUCGAUGAGCGGACGGGUGCCAUAAACUACAACUAUAUACGUCCCUAUCUGCCCAACCAGAUGGCCAAGCCAGACAUGUACCCCGCAGAGGAACUGCCCGACUCCCUGGUGAUGCGGCGACCACGACGUACCCGCACCACCUUCACCAGCUCCCAGAUCGCUGAGCUGGAGCAGCACUUCCUGCAGGGACGCUACCUCACCGCUCCCCGGCUGGCUGACCUGUCGGCCAAGUUGGCCCUGGGCACGGCCCAAGUGAAGAUCUGGUUCAAGAACAGACGGCGCCGUCACAAAAUCCAAUCGGAUCAGCACAAGGACCAGUCCUACGAGGGCAUGCCCCUCUCGCCGGGCAUGAAGCAGGCGGACGGAGAUCCGCCUAGCUUGCAGACACUUAGUUUAGGCGGUGGAGCCACGCCCAACGCCCUGACACCCUCACCCACUCCCUCCACGCCCACGGCGAACAUGGUGGAGCAUUACAGCGAGUCGUUCAACGCCUACUACAACUACAAUGGAACGCAUGUGCAUGGUCAGGGACAGGCCAGUGGGCAUCGCCACAUGCACGCCCAGUACCAAAAUCCAGCGAACGGUGGAGCACCCAAUGGGGGCCAGUUCUUUCCGCAGCAGCUUCAGCAUCAAGCACAGCAACAGCAGCACCAUCACCAUCAGCAACAGUUGCACCAUCACAGCAACCAUGGACCGCUCCACAUGCAACAGCAGCAGCAGCAACAACAACAACAGCAGCAACAGGCAGCGGCACAGCAACAACAGUACCAGCACUUUGACUUCCCUCAAAAGCCAGCCAGCGCCUGCCGUGUCCUGGUGAAGGACGAACCGGAGGCCGAUUACAACUUCAACAGCUCGUACUAUAUGCGCUCGGCUCUGUCUGGCGCCACUGCUGUUGCCGUAGCUCGCGGCGCUGCCUCGCCCGGCUCUGGCUCCGAGGUCUAUGAGCCAUUAACACCCAAGAAUGACGAGAGUCCCAGUCUGUGUGGCAUCGGCAUCGGCGGACCGUGCGCCACAGCCGUUGGCGAGACGGAGGCGGCCGACGACAUGGACGAUGGAACGAGCAAAAAGACGACGCUACAGAUCUUGGAGCCUUUGAAGGGUCUGGACAAGAGCUGCGACGAUGGCAGCAGCGACGAACUGAGCCCCGGACUAAGAGCUUUGUCAGGAACCGGAAUUCGUGGCACAGCCUUUGCCAAGUUUGGCAAACUUUCGCCCGCGCAAGCGCCACCGCCACCACCGCUGGGGAUGGGUGGGGGCGUGACCAUGGCCGAAUCGAAUCAAUAUCAAUGCACGAUGGAUACGAUAAUGCAAGCGUAUAAUCCGCAUCGUAACGCCGCAGGCAACACGCAGUUCGCCUACUGCUUUAACUAGGCCUGGACGAGCGGCUGUCGUCCCAGAGAGUUAUGCUAGUUAUGCUAAGUUAAUCCUGAUUGUACAAAGAACCAAGUGAUUGUAGAUAUCUACGCGUAGUAAGUUAGACCUAGUCGUAAGAAAAUUGUAUAUUGUCCUUAGUGAUGUUCUAUGUGCUAGCAUAUUAGGCAAGCCAUCUGGUUUUCAAAGCAUCCUUUUAGUAAUAACUCUAUUUAGAUUGAAAUUUUCCCUGCAAUACGUUCUUUGCCUCCACAGCUUCUGGCUGGGUGUUCCAAUAAAGCCCAGGAAUACUCAGUCAGAUAUAGUGGAGGCUUUAAUGGGCUUGAACGUAUUCCAGGGAAAAUUAUUUUUGAAUUUUAACUUCAAGCCAGCAAGUAAGUCCUGCCUGGAACAAUUUGGCAUAGCUAAAAACUGUACUAAUCGAAAUGUAAAAUGUUUCUCUUGGGGGGUAAUCAGACACUAGAUUACCUCUUAAAGAUCGAACAUUUAAAAAAUAAUACUCGAUAAGAUAUUUUCAAUUUCUAUGCUAUGCCAAAGAGUCUGGCACAAUCCAACAUUGUCACGUUCUUGGAUCGAGAAUUGUGAUCAAAUAGUUGUUUCUAAAAGUGCCGACCACUUGUUCUAGAUUCAGUGAUUUAUUUAUUGCCUGUGGAACGAAUUAAAUUAUAUAUUUUAUAUCUACUUUAGUUGCUUUGAAAUCUAUUUAAGCUUCAUAUUUUAAAAGUGCACUCUUUAAUGUUAUAACGAAUAAGUUUUAUGUAAAUCAUGAAAUACAAGUACUACAUGAAUA